UUUUCCCCCCUCAGCUGGGAUAAUCCAGAAAUCUCUCAUUUUUUCUAACAUUUUCUGUGAAUUUUGACAUCUGGGUUCUACCUGAUUUCGAGCUUCCCUUUCUGGGUUCUGAUCAGCUGGUCUGUUUUCAGCUUUUGGAAACCUGGUUUCCGCUUCUGGGUUCUUCUGGAAUUCGAUCUUUUACGGAAAGGUGAAGGCUUUUUAGCUAUCUACCUUUAGAUUUUUUCAAAUCCUUUGACAAAGGAGCUGUUUUUGGAGUAAUUUUCAAGUGGGUUUUGGAAAAUCGAAUGUAAAAAUCGGUUUUUUGCCCUUUGGGUUUGGAGUGUUGGUGUUGAAAUAUGAAGAGAGGGAACGAGGAGAAGGUUAUGGGGCCUAUGUUUCCGAGGCUCCAUGUGAAUGAUGCAGAUAAAGGAGGACCAAGAGCUCCUCCAAGGAACAAGAUGGCCCUCUAUGAGCAGCUGAGCAUCCCAUCUCAGAGGUUCAAUCCUGGAGUGCUGCCUCUUAAUUCAAAUAACCAGGGGAGUCGUUCGGAUGGAAAUUUGCCUUUUCCACUUCAUGGUCAUCCAUCUACACCUACUCAUCAGGCUGAGAUGUUGCAUGGUCGCCAGUCUGACCGAGCAAAUGUGAACUUGCCCUUUGAACAAACCAACCUAACAAGGAAGAUCGGAGAUGAAGAUGAUUUUAGUGUUCCUGAGUUUGUUCAAUCAAGGAUGGGUCUUGGUCAUAGUAAAACUCAAAUUGUUAGUGACAAGGAAAAACUUACUCCCAUCAGCUCACCUCCUUCUGGCCAUUUAGUAAAAGUAAAAAAUGUGGCGAAGAAGGAUCCAAAACAAAUAAGCUCCCCAACUCUGAAUUUAAGACGAGAAGUAAAUGCAUCACCAAAUCAAGAGGAUGCAGAAUGUUCAGUUCCGAGAUUCAACAGGUUAGCUGAGAGUGAUGCUUGCUUACAACAAGAGUCCAGAUCUGGAUCACGGCCAAACGUCACUGGACAAGGUGAUGGUCUUGUUGAGUCUUCAAGGGAUGUAGAGAAGGGAACUGUUUCCAGGGAAAGAAGUGUUUCUUGUUCCAGGGCGGAUCCUAGCAGUCCAAAUGAGCCUGAUAAUGACAGUGAAUACCGUGGAGACACAGCGUGUAUUUCACCUCAAAUGGGACAUGUAGACAAAAGUGACGAUGUCUCAGAGACCUCCAUGGUGGAUUCUAUAUCCGGCAUGGACAUCUCUCCUGAUGACGUUGUAGGAAUAAUAGGCCAGAAACAUUUCUGGACGGCAAGAAAAGCAAUUGUCAAUCAGCAAAGAUUGUUUGCAGUUCAAGUAUUUGAGUUGCAUAGACUCAUUAAGGUCCAACGACUGAUUGCUGGAUCUCCACAUCUUUUGCUUGAAGAUACUGCUUUUCUGGGCACAUCUACUUUAAGGGGCUCUCCGGCAAAAAAACUCUCAUCGGAGUAUGUUGUAAAGCCACUUUUACAUGUUGUAAAGCGCAAACACGAGCCUGAGGAGCCAAACAACAAAAUGGAAUGUUCUGCGGAAAACGCAGUAGGGAAAACAUCUCAUUCUUCUGUGAGAAAUGGUAGUCAGACUUCAAAUAAUGGGCCAUAUUUAGGAAACCCACAGCCAACACCUGUGGCUACUGAUAAUAAAGCCAAUCCUUGGUGUUUCCAUCAAUCACCUGGACAUCAGUUGUUAAUUCCGGUAAUGUCACCCUCGGAAGGACUUGUAUACAAGCCGUAUAAUGGACCAGGAUAUAUGGGAGCAGUUUGUGGAGGAUGUGGACCUUUCGGCUCAAUUCCCAUGGUGGGCAACUUUGUUAAGCCAACUUACGGGGUUCCAUCUUCUCAUCAUCAAGGAAUGGGUGUUCUUUCUGCCCCCCCCUCACUAGGUCACACUUACUUUCCUCCAUAUGGCAUGUCUGUUACGAAUCCAGCCAUGUCGACCUCACCUGUUGAGCAAAUGCAUUGGUUUGCUGGACCUGGUUCACAUGGUCACACCGAUCAGUCAUCGGGAGGGGGUACAAACUCCAAUUUGCAGCAUCAAAGCUCGUGCAACAUGCCAUCCCGGAAAAAUGUCACUAUUCCCCAUGCCAAAAAGUUUCAGCCAUCUAAUGACAGUGGGUUACAAGGAAGUACUGCAAAUAGUACAGGCGACAGAGCACCAGUGAGGACAAAUCAAAAUGCUGAAGGAAGCGAUGCUCUCCAACUACUUCCUAUGGUUCCGGUCAUUCCAGACGGAGUUCCCCAAUCUCACGAUACAGACCAGCCAACGCGGGCGAUAAAAGUUGUGCCUCACAAUCCUAGAACUGCAACUGCAUCAGCUGCUCGAAUUUUCCAGUCCAUACAAGCAGAGAGAAAGCAGCAGGAUUCAACCUAGCUGAUUUUCUCUAGUUGGCGUGGUUCGGUCACUUCCUCAUGUACCAUUUUCGGAAUGAUAUUGUGCAACGAGUUUUUUCUUUCACUUGUCUCGGUCUUGUGAAUGUAUGUUCAUAUAUGUAUAUCAUAUAUAUAUAUAUAUAUAUAUAUAUACACACCUCUGGAUGAGUCACAACCAGAGCUGUGUAAUCUGAGUAUGCGAGAUGUUAUCUCUUGUAUUAUGUUAUAUUGGGAAUAUAGGUAGCAAUGGCAUUUGCUAUUUUCGGGUAAAAGGUGUAAUUGUCCAUUUUUGAGUAUCUGAUUGUUGUUAACUAGAAUAUAAUCAAAGCUUAAGACA
Messenger RNA from Pyrus x bretschneideri (Chinese white pear), 2699 nucleotides. Its product is annotated as protein EARLY FLOWERING 3. The transcript has 4 exons. Lineage: Eukaryota; Viridiplantae; Streptophyta; Magnoliopsida; Rosales; Rosaceae. Gene Ontology annotation, biological process: regulation of photoperiodism, flowering. The record is from RefSeq and is a predicted model, not a curated record. Bases 339 to 2363 code for a protein of 674 amino acids.